UCCGAGCACCACACAAAGUCGAUGACCUGCGUCAAACGGGCGCCUUCACUUGGGCGUUCCCGCCGCGCAAAUGGCUUCCUUAAAUCUUUUACCUACACCUCUCUUACUCCCUCAAACCCGCGGAUACUCGCCCCCGCCCGUCGUGCCACACGCUAGCAUGCCAUGUUGAACUCGCUCAAGUCUACCCUCACCGAGACAGCGAACAGUAUCUCUGGCUUUGUCGGGGGAUUAUCCAAUGUCGCAGCUCCAGCAGCCCAGACUCAGACAAACGAUGCCGCCGAGCCUGACCGCACCCGCACACCUGCAACACCCCGCUCUCCUGCAACCACCUCUCGCCAUAGUCUCGGUGCAAUAGAUCUUAUCUCUCCCACGCGGCAGAAAGUCCAACCUUCAUCCCUCCGACACAAUCAUAUCACGAACCUACCCAUAUCCAACGGUGUUCGCAAUAGUGCCGCGGGCGUGGGAUCUACCUCUGGGAAGUCUAGUGGAUCCAAAGCUACACCCUUGCCGGACCCUCGAUUUCAUUUCGUGCAGAAGAACGGCAUGCCGAAGCCUGGUGCGAGCCACGCUCCACAGCCCAAAAACACCUUAAGCCAGCAAAUUUACCAUCCAACCAGUGGCGGCCACAAGACGUACGGCCACUCAAACCGCCAAGGCAGUUUCUCCCUGGGUUUCUUGGAUGACGAACAACUCGACAAUCGCCCUACCAAGAAACGAAGGACAGAUACUGAACCCUCAGAUGCGAUAAGUGUAUAUGACGAAGGCGAAAUCCAAGAGACAAGGCCCGAAGAUCAAACACCUCGACCUGUCUCUCGCCGCAGCGCUGGCAGCGGAUCCAUUAUCUUGUCAGGCGCAAAAGAUCCUCGGAGCGAGUUUGAUAGAGCAUAUUCCGUAGUCGGUUCUCGCCGCAAGAAAGCACGCAAUUCGACCAGCCACGGCAAUUCAGGAUUCAUCAACGGUGGAGCGCAGUCGGCAAUACUUAUUGAUGAUGACGAUGUACCUGAUGGUGGCGCAAACCCCAGGAAAUUACAGCUAUUGAAAUUUCAGCAAGGUGUCGAACGACCGAGAGCUGAGGAAAGCGGAUACCAAGCGCACGAAAUAACUUCGCGACAUUUUGCGCCCAAGAUGAAUCACUCUACCCUCCCUCCAGGCGCCCCGACGCAGAGGGUGGUCAGAAGAUCUAACAAUCUUCGCGACGGCUUCAGGGGAGGUUCCUUGUCUGAUACGUCUGCCCGUGAUCGCUGGCCAAUACGGUGGAUCAGAGCGCAUGAUUUCAGAGAAAGUCACGAGGAGCUCUUCUUAGAUUCGAGAGUCUUAAACGAGUAUCGCAUUACAGGCUCCGAUCGAAAUGACGUCAAAUACGAGCUCAGGUUCAAGGACGUCCGCAUCGCGCAAACGGAUGAUCAGUCGCGCAUUCGAUUGGUUGGUUCCACGAGCACCGCCAAUAAUGUUCAAUAUAUUGUGGAUCUGGAGUUCGAGGAAGGCAAGUCGUGGUGAAAACAGAGUAAGUGGAAACGAUUCUUCCAACCCAAUUAUCCCCGAAAUCCCGUCUAUCAUGCAUACAUAAUACGAGUCACACACGCUUCGACCUUACUUAAUACAAUUUCCGAGUUAUAUUAACUGCUACAAUAGGGAUUUCAUGAAGAAGAUCUUCGAAAAACCACUGGCUGCUACCUCACAAUCCCAGAAUACGGGGCAGUCACCUAGCGGGCAAAAUCAAGUGCAACAAGGAUCAAACGUUGCCAAUACGAAGCCCAGGCUAUCG
Molecule: messenger RNA, 1765 nt
Organism: Paraphaeosphaeria sporulosa
Lineage: Eukaryota; Fungi; Ascomycota; Dothideomycetes; Pleosporales; Didymosphaeriaceae
Exons: 5
Coding region: 163-1497 (444 amino acids)
Source: RefSeq, a predicted model, not a curated record